This is a messenger RNA of Rhinolophus ferrumequinum (greater horseshoe bat), 3188 nucleotides long. RefSeq names its product TBC1 domain family member 16 (gene TBC1D16). Gene Ontology annotation, cellular component: early endosome. The coding region runs from base 190 to 2487 and encodes 765 amino acids. Gene Ontology annotation, molecular function: GTPase activator activity. The transcript is spliced from 12 exons. NCBI's taxonomy places the organism in Eukaryota, Metazoa, Chordata, Mammalia, Chiroptera, Rhinolophidae. Gene Ontology annotation, biological process: activation of GTPase activity. The record is from RefSeq and is a predicted model, not a curated record.
GGGGCGGGUAGGAGGCCGGGCCUCGCCUCGCGUCCCCGCCCCGCCGCGCCUCACUGGCAGCGGCAGCAGUGACGGCGGCGGCGGCUCCCGGGGCCGGCGCGAAUCCGGCCCCCGCUGUGGGACCCGGGCAGGUGCGGACGAGCCCCGCCUGGGCUGCAGUGCGCAGAGGAUGGGAACACUCCCCCCGCGAUGUCUCUGGGCCGCCUCCUUCGCCGGGCCUCCUCCAAAGCCUCAGACCUCCUGACCCUCAACCCGGGUGGGGGCAGUGGGCCCCCCUCUGUCCUGGAUGGAGAGAUCAUCUACUCCAAGAACAAUGUCUGCGUGCACCCUCCAGAGGGGCUGCAAGGGCUGGGGGAGCACCACCCAGGGUACCUGUGCUUGUACAUGGAGAAGGACGAGCUGCUGGGGGCCACGCUCAUCCUCGCGUGGGUCCCCAACUCCCGGAUCCAGAGGCAGGACGAGGAGGCACUGCGUUACAUCACCCCUGAGAGCUCCCCCGUGCGCAAGGCACCCCGCCCGCGGGGCCGGCGAGCCCAGAGCUCAGGAGGCCCCCUCCAGACCUCUCCCACGGAGCCAAGGCCCACCCUGAUCCCCAGAGAUGAGGACAUCCUGGUGGUGGCCCAGAGCCUCCAGGAUGCCGUGCACGUCAGCCCCUCGCCCGAGGACAGGGAGAAGCUGCCCCAGGGCCUGGGGAUGGACGGCCCCCUCCCGGCCUCACAGCCGGCCCACAGCGACUCUGGAAUCUUGUCCACCGUCAGUUCGCAGGAUGGGACGGAGGAGGGGCGGGAGCCGCGGCCCGAGGCCGGUGAGGAGGAGGGCUCCCUGGAGCUGUCAGCUGGCGGUGUGAGCAGGGACAGCUCCUUUGACUCGGACUCAGACGCCUUCUCCUCACCCUUCUGCCUGUCGCCCAUCAGCGCCGCCCUGGUGGACAGUGGCUCCGUGUUCCUGGAGAGCGAGAGUGGCUCCCCCUCCAGCGCAGACUCCCACCUGCGGUUCCCGGACAGCGAUGGCCUCCUGCAGACCCCGCGCUGGGACGAGCCGCAGAGGGCGCGUGCCUUGGAGCAGACCUGCGGCGUGUUCCGCGUGGACCUGGGACACAUGCGCUCCCUGCGUCUUUUCUUCAGCGAUGAAGCCUGUACCAGCGGCCAGCUGGUCGUGGCCAGCCGGGAGAGCCAGUACAAGGUUUUCCACUUCCAUCAUGGCGGUCUGGACAAGCUGGCAGAUGUGUUUCAGCAGUGGAAAUACUGUGCCGAGACGCACCUCAAAGACCAGCAGGUCACUGACGAAAAGACAUGCAUGCAGUUCUCCAUCCGACGGCCCAAACUGCCCUCCUCGGAGACACACCCGGAGGAGAGCAUGUACCGGAGGCUGGACGUCUCCGCCUGGCUCGGGCACCUCAACGAGUUGGGCCAGGUAGAGGAGGAGUAUAAGCUGCGCAAGGCCAUUUUCUUCGGCGGCAUUGAUGUGUCAAUCCGGGGGGAGGUCUGGCCUUUCCUGCUGCGUUAUUACAGCCACGAGUCCACGUCGGAGGAGAGGGAGGUACUACGGGUGCAGAAGCGAAAGGAAUACGCCGAGAUCCAGCAGAAAAGGCUGUCCAUGAGCCCUGAGGAGCACAGGGCAUUCUGGCGCGCUGUGCAGUUCACCGUGGACAAGGACGUGGUUCGGACAGACAGGAGCAACCAGUUCUUCCGAGGCGAAGGCAACCCGAACGUGGAGAGCAUGAGGAGAAUCUUGCUGAACUACGCUGUGUACAACCCGGCCAUCGGCUACUCACAAGGCAUGUCGGACCUGGUCGCGCCCAUCCUGGCCGAGGUCCUGGACGAAUCAGACACCUUCUGGUGCUUUGUGGGUCUCAUGCACAACACCAUCUUUGUCAGCUCUCCUCGGGACGAAGACAUGGAGAAGCAGCUGCUGUACCUACGCGAGCUUCUGCGGCUGACACACCAGCGCUUCUACCAGCAUCUGGUGUCACUGGGUGAGGAUGGCCUGCAGAUGCUCUUCUGCCACCGCUGGCUGCUCCUGUGCUUCAAGCGCGAGUUCCCUGAAGCCGAGGCCCUACGCAUCUGGGAGGCCUGCUGGGCCCACUACCAGACAGAUUACUUCCACCUUUUCAUCUGUGUGGCCAUUGUGGCCAUCUACGGGGAUGACGUCAUUGAGCAGCAGCUGGCCACCGACCAGAUGCUCCUGCACUUUGGGAACUUGGCCAUGCACAUGAAUGGGGAGCUGGUUCUCAGGAAGGCAAGGAGUUUGCUGUACCAGUUCCGCCUCUUGCCCCGGAUCCCCUGCAGCCUUCAUGACCUGUGCAAGCUGUGUGGGACAGGCAUGUGGGAUAGCGGUUACAUACCCGCUGUGGAGUGUACAGGCCACCACCCCAGCUCGGAGAGCUGUCCCUAUGGGGGCACGGUGGAAACGCCCUCGCCCAAGCCCCCCAGAGAAUGCAAGAAGGGCCCAAAGACGCCUCGGGAAGGCUUUGGUUUCCGCAGAUAGGUUGGGCUCCCUGUGCUGGACAAGGGUUGAGGGGACCUUACCAGAGGUCCCAGGCAUGUGGGAGGGGGUGGGGAUGGGCAUGGAGGGGACAGGGGGUGGUAGAAUCAUAAGGAAAAUGCCUUUGGGCAAAAUGAAGGGAACUGUUCCAUAUGAACAACAAAAGCAGAGUCUGGAAGUGAGAAAAGUAAGUCCUGACAGUGGCCCAGAAAAAAGUCAGCUCCCAAAACAGUGGGACCAGGAUGCAUAGCCCCUCCACCUGGAGACACAGGUCGGUUGGCUUCUGUGUUGCCUUCCUAAGGUGCAUGUCAUUAGGACCCAGGAAUACCUCCAGCUUCCUUAGCAAUCUCAGGGUAUUCCCAGGCAAUGGGGAAAGCAGGGUCAGGAAAAAAAGGUCUAGCUCUUCCACCAGCACCAGGGGAUACAGAAGAGAAGGGGGUUCCAUCCAGGCCCAGAGACAUCAUUGCAAGCUGGACACUCCCCUUCAUCAGGCCUUAUUCUCUGAGUGAGCCAAACAGACUUCCCACCGCUUCUUUAGCCUGAGCUGCAACACUAAUAUGAAGACGUCUGCUAAAAACAAAGGAAAAAAUGCCCCGCUGAUUUUAGGAUAGAGAGGUGUAAGAGCAGUGUGGAGUUUGAGAAGCUGGGGACUUUCAUGUUGUCCAUUUAAACACUUUAUCCUCCUGGUGUGUGAAGGAACCUGA